AGCAAGACUAAUUAUCUCGAAGCCGUACCAUACCUCACAGCCGUUUUUCAAGAAUCUUUGAGGGGUGCCCACGGAGUCGCAGGCCGCCUCGUACGAAUUGCACCAGACGAGGAUAUUGACUACCACGGUCAAAAGAUUCCUAGCGGAAUGACCUUUUCAGUGACGCAAUACAUCCACAACGUGAAUCCCGGGAUCUUUCCCGAGCCGCACAAAUUCAUCCCUGAUCGCUACCUUGGGCCCAAUGAAGCUGAAACGCUUCGGUAUCUCGCACCGUAUGGAAGAGGCCCGGGAAUGUGUUUCGGACUCAACCUGGCUUGGCCGGAGAUGUACUUGACAAUCACUGCGGUGAUUGGAAGCCUGGACUUGCAGCUCUAUGACACCUGCAGCUCUAUGACACCACUGACCGGGACGUGA
Molecule: messenger RNA, 414 nt
Organism: Dissoconium aciculare CBS 342.82
Lineage: Eukaryota; Fungi; Ascomycota; Dothideomycetes; Mycosphaerellales; Dissoconiaceae
Product: cytochrome P450
Exons: 2
Molecular function (GO): monooxygenase activity; iron ion binding; oxidoreductase activity, acting on paired donors, with incorporation or reduction of molecular oxygen
Source: RefSeq, a predicted model, not a curated record